AAGCCAAACUUAAUCAAAUCGAAUCGAGGACGUUCGUCUCCGACGGCCACAUUUCCGGGCCGGCCAGACAGCCUCGGUAUUAAACGGAAAAGCCACUAAAAAUUCUAAGAUUUUCUAUUGGUGCCCAAGUGGUGGCAGCUCAUUCGUCACCAUUGCGAUCACUGCCAGUGCUUGUUUACCAGCUGCAUAUAAUAUAGAUAUAGUGCUACUGGCUUCUGCCUGAAAUAAGAUUUAAGAGUGAAAUUUGGUUUUGCUGAUUCCAUCAUAAUAGCUACGAUAAAUUUUAACCAUUUAGAUAUUUGUACCUAUUUUAUUUUGCUCAUUCUUUAUAUAUAUAUAUAUAUAUCUAUUUGGUUAAAUCUUCAAAUUGAUUCCUCAAUUAUGUCAAGGUUGAGCCCAAAGGUUCCUUCCCUUCCUUCUCUUCCAAAAUACAUAAACACCGCAAACUGCGUGAAAGAUGAAAAGGCACCAGCUCUUGAAGAUGCUGAAGUUCUUGAUGAGGUGAAAGAAAAUAAGAAACGCCACUUGAAUGUUGUGUUCAUUGGUCAUGUUGAGGCUGGGAAGUCAACAUUUGGAGGACAGAUACCCUUCCUUAGUGGUCAGGUUGAUGAACGUACGAUCCAAAAAUAUGAGAAAGAAGCAAAAGACAAAAGUAGAGAAAGCUGGUAUAUGGCAUAUAUUAAGGACACUGAUGAAGAGGAGAGAAUUAAGAAGUUGGAAGAGCACGCUUUGAGACUGAAAAUAGUAGGUUUACCAUUUUGGAUGCACCAGUAAGCAAUUAUUUUGAAGCUAAAACACCAUGAUUUUGUAUUUUUUAUAUGAUUUCCUCUCUUCAUUAUUAAUUUUUGUUGGAUAAGGUUAUAUGUUUUAGCUAGUUUAUUGCUUUUGUAUAUCUAUAUUUUGUGAAUUAUGAUAUGAUUCUAUGAGUUGAAAAAGAUGAGUGAUAGAUGGAAGGGAUAGUUUCUAAUUAAUGCUUUAAUAAGAUGCACAAUCUCAA
Messenger RNA from Rubroshorea leprosula, 997 nucleotides. Lineage: Eukaryota; Viridiplantae; Streptophyta; Magnoliopsida; Malvales; Dipterocarpaceae. The record is from the annotation of a GenBank genome assembly.